AUGUGGUACAAGCACAAUGUACCUGAUGAGUCUGUGGUAUGGGUUGCCAAUAGAGCGAAUCCAUUCAUUAACACAUCAGGUGUUAUGUUGAAAAUCAUCGAUACAGGACAACUUGCUCUUCUCACCUCUGACAAUAAGAGCAUAUGGUCUACUAAUUUGUCAAGGAGUUUGCCUGUGAAGAAUACAGUUGCACAGUUGUUGAACUCAUGGAAUCUUGUCCUAAGAGAUGCAUAUGAUAGUAAGCCUGAGAACUUCCAGUGGCAGAGUUUUGAUUAUCCUACUGAUACACUCUUACCAGGCAUGAAGAUGGGUAAGAACUUUGUUACUGGACAAGAAUUUUACCUGUCCUCAUGGAAGAAGGAAUCUGAUCCAGCUCCAGGGGAAUAUAUAUACCAUUGUGAUCCUACUGGAUAUCCUCAGAAUGUCGUGAGGAAAGGUAAAGUUAAGGAAGCAUUUUACAGCUUCACGGUUCUGGGUUCUGUUAUGAGCAAAUUAACCAUAAAAAGUAGUGGUGAGCUUCAAAUUUCAAUGUGGGUUGAGAAUAGACAGGAAUGGCAAGAAAUUCUAUCUUCAUCGAGAGAUACUUGUGACAACUACGGAACAUGUGGUGCAUAUGGUAGUUGCAACAACACACUCACUCCUUCGUGUAGCUGCUUAGACACUUUUGUACCUAAAGAUCCAAGAAAUUGGGCAAUGACAAAUUGGUCCAGCGGGUGUGUUAGAAGGAAACCCCUCAAUUGCCAGAAUGGAGAUGGAUUUCUCAAGUACUUUGUUAUAAAGCUACCAGAUACACAGUAUUCAUGGUUUGAUGUGAGUAUGACACUCCACAAGUGCAAGCAAGCUUGCUUGAGGAAUUGCUCAUGUAUGGCUUACUCAAAUCUUGACAUACGCAAUGGUACUGGGACUGGUUGUUUGCUUUGGUUUCGAAAAUUACCUGGAGGACAGGACAUUUACAUAAGGGUUGCUACCUCAGAGUCAGGUAACAUUUGUGAAUUUGAUCAAAGUUGGAGUAUUAGCUGA
Messenger RNA from Solanum pennellii, 1020 nucleotides. Its product is annotated as G-type lectin S-receptor-like serine/threonine-protein kinase At4g27290. Gene Ontology annotation, biological process: recognition of pollen. The record is from RefSeq and is a predicted model, not a curated record. NCBI's taxonomy places the organism in Eukaryota, Viridiplantae, Streptophyta, Magnoliopsida, Solanales, Solanaceae. The transcript has 2 exons. Bases 1 to 1020 code for a protein of 339 amino acids.